CCUCCCCGGCCCUUCCCCCUCCUCCGUCCCCCGCCCGGCGCCCGCGCCAUGCCAGCCCCGGGCUCCGACCUGCAGCGCCCGCCGUCGCCGUCGCCGUCGCCGCCCGCCGCGCAGAAACCGGGCUCCGAGCCGCAGCCGCCACCUCACGGGGAACUGCAGUACCUGGGGCAGAUCGAACAUAUCCUGCGCUGCGGGGUCCGGAAGGAUGACCGCACCGGCACGGGCACGCUCUCAGUGUUCGGCAUGCAGGCGCGCUACAGCCUGAGAGAUGAAUUUCCUCUGCUGACAACCAAACGUGUAUUCUGGAAGGGUGUUUUGGAGGAGUUGCUGUGGUUUAUCAAGGGAUCUACAAACGCCAAGGAACUGUCUUCCAAGGGAGUGAAAAUCUGGGAUGCCAAUGGGUCUCGAGACUUCUUGGACAGCCUGGGAUUCUCCAACAGAGAAGAAGGGGAUUUAGGCCCAGUUUAUGGCUUUCAGUGGAGGCAUUUUGGGGCAGAAUACAAAGAUAAGGAUUCAGAUUAUUCAGGUCAAGGAGUAGACCAACUGCAAAAGGUGAUUGACACAAUCAAAACCAACCCUGACGACAGAAGAAUCAUCCUGUGUGGCUGGAAUCCAAAAGAUCUUCCUCUGAUGGCCCUCCCUCCGUGCCAUGCCCUCUGCCAGUUCUACGUGGUGAACGGCGAGCUGUCCUGUCAGCUGUACCAGAGGUCGGGGGACAUGGGCCUGGGUGUGCCCUUCAACAUCGCCAGCUACGCUCUGCUCACCUACAUGAUCGCGCACAUCACAGGCCUGAAGCCAGGUGACUUCAUACAUACUUUGGGAGAUGCACAUAUUUACCUGAAUCACAUUGAGCCGCUGAAAAUGCAGCUUCAGCGAGAACCAAGACCUUUCCCGAAGCUCAAAAUCCUUCGAAAAGUUGAGACAAUUGAUGACUUCAAGGCUGAAGACUUUCAGAUUGAGGGGUACAGUCCUCACCCGACUAUUAAAAUGGAAAUGGCUGUUUAAAGUGCUUUUAAAGGAGGUAUUUGAAGGAUAUUCCGCCUGUAGGGGUUGGACUGAGUGCCCAGGUGAAAGCUCCUUUGCCCUAGAGGAAGAGGGAACUAGGUCAAAAAUCUCUUGGCGACCAGCAGUUAUUAUUAAUUUGUAAGGAUGUUGCCACUGGCAAACAUAACCUUGCCUAUUCUCUUAGUAACAAAA
Molecule: messenger RNA, 1197 nt
Organism: Odobenus rosmarus divergens (Pacific walrus)
Lineage: Eukaryota; Metazoa; Chordata; Mammalia; Carnivora; Odobenidae
Gene: TYMS
Product: thymidylate synthetase
Exons: 9
Coding region: 49-1005 (318 amino acids)
Biological process (GO): dTMP biosynthetic process
Cellular component (GO): cytosol; mitochondrion
Molecular function (GO): thymidylate synthase activity
Source: RefSeq, a predicted model, not a curated record